AUGCUUACAUCUGUCAAGUCACCGGAUACACACAGCGGAAAUUCUUCGCAUGCUAGGAAGACAGGCAAAGACAAUCAAACUACUCCCACUCAAACUUCUCCUGUACAACUCGACAAGUUCUUCAGUAGCCUCCUCUCACCAAGUAACAAUCAUGUCGGCAUAGGGGUGAGCGUUACUAAGACGAGCAAGGGCAGCAUCGCAGUGAGCAGCAUACAGCGAGGGGGACCAGCCGAGCUGAGCGGCAAGAUCAACCACGGUGACGUCAUCCUGGAGAUAGACAAGAAGCCUGCGGGAAAGACGCUAGAGGAGGUAGGCCGGCAGCUGGCCGGAGAGGCCGGGAAGGCAGUCAGGCUGAAGGUGAGGAGGGAAGGAGUGUUCGGAUCAGAGGUGCUGGAGGUAGAGAUCAAGCGAGGCGCAGUGAGCAAGACGGGGGCAGGCCCAGCCCAGGACGGCAAGCGCACGCCUCAACGGUCGCCUGCCAACAGCAGCAGCACUCGAGGAGCAGAGAUAGCGUCGCCUCGGCAGGACCUGCUUGGCAACAUGAUCACGAGCAUCUCAGACCAGGCGGCGAUGCUACUGGGAGGGAGAGAAGGGAUAGGCAUUGAGGUGACCAAGACGAGCAAGGGCAGCAUCGCAGUGAGCAGCAUACAGCGAGGGGGACCAGCCGAGCUGAGCGGCAAGAUCAACCACGGUGACGUCAUCCUGGAGAUAGACAAGAAGCCUGCGGGAAAGACGCUAGAGGAGGUAGGCCGGCAGCUGGCCGGAGAGGCCGGGAAGGCAGUCAGGCUGAAGGUGAGGAGGGAAGGAGUGUUCGGAUCAGAGGUGCUGGAGGUAGAGAUCAAGCGAGGCGCAGUGAGCAAGACGGGGGCAGGCCCAGCCGUGAAGCUCGAGAAUGGACGAGGAAGCAAGGAGGAGACCUCUCGGCAUGCUGACGUCUUGCCUUCGUCUCUUGUUGCUCCAUCCCCCAAGUCGUCAAGGAGUGUGCCAAGAGAGAAGAAUCUGGCAGACAUUGUCCUGGAUCAUACGCUCGGACAGAUUCUUGACAGAAUGGAGUGUGAUAAGAUCGAGAAAGUCUAUGUGGAGCAUGCAAAUUGA
Messenger RNA from Guillardia theta CCMP2712, 1095 nucleotides. RefSeq lists its product as hypothetical. The record is from RefSeq and is a predicted model, not a curated record. Gene Ontology annotation, biological process: signal transduction. NCBI's taxonomy places the organism in Eukaryota, Cryptophyceae, Pyrenomonadales, Geminigeraceae. Gene Ontology annotation, molecular function: endopeptidase activity; protein binding. Bases 1 to 1095 code for a protein of 364 amino acids. Gene Ontology annotation, cellular component: outer membrane-bounded periplasmic space. The transcript has 2 exons.